This is a messenger RNA of Fusarium pseudograminearum CS3096, 2727 nucleotides long. RefSeq lists its product as uncharacterized. Gene Ontology annotation, cellular component: 90S preribosome; small-subunit processome; nucleolus. Bases 1 to 2727 code for a protein of 908 amino acids. Gene Ontology annotation, biological process: endonucleolytic cleavage in 5'-ETS of tricistronic rRNA transcript (SSU-rRNA, 5.8S rRNA, LSU-rRNA); endonucleolytic cleavage to generate mature 5'-end of SSU-rRNA from (SSU-rRNA, 5.8S rRNA, LSU-rRNA). NCBI's taxonomy places the organism in Eukaryota, Fungi, Ascomycota, Sordariomycetes, Hypocreales, Nectriaceae. The transcript is spliced from 3 exons. Gene Ontology annotation, molecular function: protein binding; U3 snoRNA binding. The record is from RefSeq and is a predicted model, not a curated record.
AUGGCAAAUAAGCAGCCUUUAAAGACGACGUUUGACGUAGAGCACGUCAUUCGUCCUAUAUUCACGGGAGGAUCAGUCUCGAUCGACAAUGACGCCCGAAUUCUAGCGACAGUCCUUGGUGAGGAUGUGGUUCUCACUGAUCCUACCAACGGCAAGCACUUGGCUCAAAUUGAGGGGGACGGAGAGCUCAUUUCUACAUUAACUUUGACACCCUCUGGAUCGCAUCUCAUUAUCUGCUCACGUUCGUUAUCUAUGAGAAUCUAUUAUUUGAAGAGAUCUGAGGACGACGAAACCAUCGAGGCUACUGCUACUAGAUCAGUCAAGGCUCACUCAACCCCGGUUAAUGUACUUACAGUUGAUCGAACCAGCACGUUGCUGGCCACUGGAGGUACCGAUGGCGCUGUCAAGGUCUGGGACAUUGUCGGCGGUUAUGUCACCCAUACUUUCCGUGGAUCUUCAGUUCUUGUGUCAUCACUACGAUUCUUUGAGGCUGCCUCUCGUUCAAAUGAGACUCAAUCACGAAAGGGUAAAAAGUCCAAGCGUCAGGAGGAGUCCGACGAAGAAGAAGAGAGCUCAACCACUAUCAACUUCCGCCUUGCAUGCGGCCAGCAAGACGGCAAGGUCCGUGUGUGGGAUUUGCACAAGCGCAACUGUGUAGCCAACCUAGAUUCCCACGUCUCAGAUGUGCAAGGACUCGACUACUCUCCUGAACAACAUGCUUUAGUCACCGCUGGCAGAGACAAGACCAUAACAUGGUGGGAUGCAAAGUCCUGGAAGAUUCGCAAAGUUGUGCCUUGUCUAGAGUUGGUGGAAGCGGCUGGCUUCAUUGACGAUGGAAACUUGACCUACUCUGCCGGUGCUAAUGGUUCUCUUCGCAUUUGGGACACGGAUACUGGCAAGGAAGUCACUCCCCAACAACCUGCAAAGAGCGAGGAGGAGGGUAUUGUGUCUGCAAUUUAUCGCCCCGGGCUACCCUUUAUCCUACUUGUUCAAGUAGACCACACUCUCGCACUCUACAAGCCACCCCAAAAAGCAGACGCCGCCUCCUUGUCGGCACCCGAGCCCUUCCGAAGAAUAUCUGGUACACACGACGACAUUAUCGACUUGGGUUACCUGCUUCCCGACCGUUCGAUGGUUGCGUUGGCUACAAAUUCCGAGGAUGUCAGGAUCGUGUCUGUUGUAGAGACACAGGACCAAGACGAUGGAGGCAAUUCCGGGUCAAGCCCCUACUUCGGCCAAGAUGUUGCUCUCCUGAAGGGCCACGACGAGAUCGUCAUUUCAUUGGAUAUUGACUGGUCAGGUCAUUGGAUAGCGACAGGUGCGAAGGACAACACCGCUAGGCUUUGGCGCAUUGAUCCUGCAAACAACUCUUACACCUGCUGGGCUGUCUUUUCUGGUCAUGCUGAAUCUUUAGGUGCUGUUGCGCUCCCCAAGAGUGUUCCUCCUGAAUCAUCAGCAGCCAGAACCGAUCCCCUCAGCCACCCCCCUGCGUUCCUCAUCACCGGUUCGCAGGAUCAGACCGUCAAGAAAUGGGAAAUCCCCCGUACAGCCCAACAACAAGGCCACAAGAACAGUGCCCGCGCUAUCUUUACCCGAAAAGCCCACGAAAAGGACAUCAAUGCCAUCAAUGUUCACCAUUCGAACCAGCUCUUCGCGUCUGCGUCACAAGAUAAGACGGUCAAGAUUUGGUCUGCAGAGGAAGGUGAAGUCCAGGGCAUUCUGCGUGGACACAAGCGUGGUGUCUGGUCCGUACAAUUCUCUCCUGCUCAGAUGCCGGCUAUUCAGGGCGAAGAUGGGCCUGUCACUGGAAAGGGUGUGAUUCUUACUGGCAGUGGUGACAAGACUAUCAAGCUCUGGAAUCUCGCCAGUUAUACUUGUGUAAGGACUUUUGAAGGUCAUUCCAACAGUAUUUUGAAGGUUGCGUGGUUGAACAUGCCUACCAGCCAGGAACAGUCCAAGAAACGAGUCCAUUUCGCCAGUGCCGGUGGCGAUGGUCUCGUAAAGGUUUGGGAUGCAAACUCGGGAGAAACCGAAUGCACUCUUGACAACCACGAGGACCGUGUUUGGGUUGUGGCUGUUCACCCUGAAAACAACACUAUCGUGUCUGGUAGCGGUGACUCUACUGUCACUUUCUGGAAAGAUACGUCGUCCGAGACUCAAGCUGCAGCGUCUCAAGCCGCACUCAAGGUGAUUGAGCAGGAGCAGGAGCUUGAGAACCACAUCCAUGCCGGUUCAUUCCGCGAGGCUAUCACGCUCGCAUUGCAGCUCAACCAUCCUGGAAGACUGCUCAGCCUGUUCAAUUCAGUCAUGACAACAGAAAAGCCUGACAAGGGUAGCCUGAGUGGCUUGAGAGCUGUGGAUGAGGUACUAGGCAGUUUGUCUGACGAGCAGAUCUUCUUGCUUCUUCUGAGACUGCGGGAUUGGAACACAAACGCACGUACCGCUCCUGUGGCGCAGAGGAUUCUGUGGACGUUGAUCCGAAGCUACCCUGCUUCCAAGUUCUCAAACCUGUCAGUUAAGGGAGCCAAGGGACAGAAGAGCUUGAAGGAUGUGCUUCACGCCAUUCAAGUGUACACCGAGAGACAUUACAAGCGAACAGAGGAGUUGGUUGACGAGAGUUAUCUGGUGGAAUAUACCCUGCAGGAGAUGGACGAUCUCGCGCCCAUGCUGGAAGAUGAGAAUGGUCUGCUACAAGACGGCAGUGAAGAUGUUGUCAUGGCUGGUUAA